AAUAAAGAGAUAUAGCGUUUGAUUUGCGGCCUGCUUCAGGCCAGGCUGGCCGGUCAGCUCCAUCUCCAGCUGGAACUGUUCAUCUUUAACUGCGGCUAUAACUCUCCGUGCAGCAGACAGCCUGUCCAAACAGCGGCCAAGUGACAAUGUUCAGACCGUGUGUGUGUGGACGGCCUGCCCUCAAUUCCUAGUCAGUGAAAAAAAAAAAAGCCUUCCUCAUUAAAAAUAAAAGCACUUCCUCCACCGCAGCUGCCGCUUCUUCUUCUUCUUCUUCUGCUGCUGCUGCGACCAGAUGAAACCCACUCCGCGCCCGAUCAGAGCGACAUCAUCAACCCUGAUCGAAGAGGGAGGUUUUUCGACGCUGCUAGCUCUGGAGAAACGCCAAGCGGACGAGAUGAGCGUUCAGCUGGGGAAGAGGCGGUAGAAAGAGAGAGAGAGAGAGAGAGAGAGAGAGAGAGAAAAACAGAGAGAGGCGCGGCGGGGUUCGCUGGAAAUUCGGACUGGCCUGGAUAAAUCGGCACUCCACGACUUUUUCUUUUUCCCUCCUUCUUCUUCUUCUUCUUCUUCGGGGAUUUGGAGUCGGAGUUGAUGACUUGUGAAGGAGUAAUGGUCAAGCUUUCUCAGCGCGGUUUCCCUGCAGGAAGAAACCAAGCCGUGGAGGGCAGGACCCCUUGAGAUGUCGAUCCAUCACGGCACGCUGCUCUGUCUGGGCGUCCUGCUGAUGACCUCCGGAGGAAUCCUGAUCUUUAGCUCUGGGACAGCGUACCACGCGACGGUCCCACUGAUGGUACUUGGGAUUUUUCUGGGUAUGGGGGGUCUGAGCGUGAUGGUGGCAGGAGUUUGCAUGGCUAAGAAGAAUUUACAGGUGGGAGUGCCUGGACACUUCCUCCUGCACCCCCCCACUGGCACACGCUUCAGCCCACAGCAGGCCCUGGCCAUACAAAGGAGGCUGGACCGAAUCCGCCGGGAAAUGUCGACGGACGCCGUCAGCACUUCGCCGGAGCCCGAGCCCUCCCUGCCGUCCACCCCGCCGCCCUGGACCAUGGAGCCGCCGCCGUCGUACGACACGGUGAUGAAGAGCCAGCACAUAAACCAGGAGGAGAACCAGGAGCCCGGCGAGCAGCCCGACUACGAGCACGACGAUCAGCAACUUCCUGAACACUCUGAAUGUACAAAUCAAGAUGGCGGCCAGGAGGUUUAAACUGGGUUGGACUUCCUACGCUCCUCCAGUGCCUACUGUUCUUCUGAGCGAGAGCUUCGUCUGAACUCACAGCUGCAAACGUCCUCCGUGCCUUGAAAUCGACCAAUCGAGACUCGACUUUAGCUCAGGCUUCCCGUGGACGGUCGGGCCGACACAAAGACAGGAGUGGAAGUCAAACUGUUGGUGUUGGCGUGAGAUCUUUGUCGUCUUGUCUUUACGUUUAAACACGAGAACCUUCAGUUUCAUAUAUCUGCAUCAUACGUAUGUUAAAGCACAUAUAUUGUUUGUAAUUCACUAGAGCCUGCAACCCAUAUGCAGUGCUUUGUUGUCUCAAUCUGCCACCAUGCAGUUAUCCAUUUAUUUAUGUUUUUUCUUUGUUCUUCCCCUUAGCUGCUUCAUUCUGGCCUGGUCUGAAAAGCGUCCAAACUCUUGAUAAAAUACCAGUAUUUUUGAAAAAGGGGGGAAAAAAACAACCCAGAAAGGAUGAUAAAUACUUUCCAGAAAAUUAGAAGAGAAAAACUUCCUUUGUUGUCAAGUGUAACACCAAAAUCAAGAGGUACAAAACGACAUUUAAAAAGUCAUUUAAAAAGUACAUUUUAAGAUAUAAAGUAUUUCCUGUAUAUUUCAGUAAAAAAAAAGAAAAAAAAGAAAUCAGUGUAAGAAUGGAACAUAAAAAAGUGCAAUAACCUUAAACUAAUUCUGUGUCGGAAAAAAAAAGCCCUGGCCCAUUUUAAAGGGGAAGUGUACAGGAAGUGGGCUGCUCCAUUCUUAGCUCACCCAUUAACCCGAAGGCCUGGACAGAUUCUCCUGUGUGCAGCCUCCCAGCUAAUGUAGGAGUCAUUAAAAAAACAAAGAGCUAAAUUUGGUUAUUUUUAUAUAGAGAUUUUAAGAAAUAAUCCACUUGUAUUACAAAUGUUUUUAAACAACUUCUUUUAGGCUGAAAGAUGAAUGUAUCACAUGUACAAGGGGUCAUGCACUGAGAACGGGAUGAAAAUAUGCUUUGUUUGUCAUCAGAUAAGGCAGUUUCUAAUGUAAGAAAAUAAAGGAUGUUUUUGUACUACUUUC
This is a messenger RNA of Gambusia affinis (western mosquitofish), 2266 nucleotides long. RefSeq lists its product as uncharacterized. NCBI's taxonomy places the organism in Eukaryota, Metazoa, Chordata, Actinopteri, Cyprinodontiformes, Poeciliidae. The coding region runs from base 677 to 1201 and encodes 174 amino acids. The transcript has 3 exons. The record is from RefSeq and is a predicted model, not a curated record.